Messenger RNA from Ylistrum balloti, 477 nucleotides. Its product is annotated as CST complex subunit TEN1-like. Gene Ontology annotation, molecular function: telomeric repeat DNA binding; single-stranded DNA binding; telomerase inhibitor activity. NCBI's taxonomy places the organism in Eukaryota, Metazoa, Mollusca, Bivalvia, Pectinida, Pectinidae. Gene Ontology annotation, cellular component: CST complex. Bases 1 to 363 code for a protein of 120 amino acids. The record is from RefSeq and is a predicted model, not a curated record. Gene Ontology annotation, biological process: negative regulation of telomere maintenance via telomerase. The transcript is spliced from 2 exons.
AUGCUGGAACAUGGGGAAGUCGUUUUCAUUGAUGAGAUUAAGAAGGAAGAUGUUGGCGUGGGAGAGAAAUCUGUCAGAUUGUGUGGAAGACUAGAUGAUCACAACUUUGAAGAUUGUCGGGCAACUCUGUCUGACCCACAGACCUGCUCAAGUGUGAUCCUUGAUACCUCUCUCGUGGAACCAUUCGAUACACACCUUGGUUCCAUAUUCCAAGUCAUUGGAGAGCUUGAAUACAGUGAGACAGAUUGUACUGUUGUGAUGCGGACUCGAGUGAUUCGUUCAGUGGAUGGAAUAGACUUUAUUUUGUAUAAAAAUGUGAUAACUGCUCAGAGGAAAUACAUCAGUUCUCGUUCUGAUACAUAAGUUAUUUUAAUUUGAAUAAAGAAUUUAUUUUAAGUGUGUGUACUUGCUCAGACAUUGAAGAAAUAUACUUAAAGUUGUGUAGUGGAGAAUGAUAUUUAUGUAAAUUGGCAAACU